This is a messenger RNA of Ipomoea nil (Japanese morning glory), 1266 nucleotides long. RefSeq lists its product as uncharacterized. The coding region runs from base 166 to 1116 and encodes 316 amino acids. The transcript is spliced from 3 exons. Lineage: Eukaryota; Viridiplantae; Streptophyta; Magnoliopsida; Solanales; Convolvulaceae. The record is from RefSeq and is a predicted model, not a curated record.
ACCCGGCUGCCGACACUCCCGAGCCCUCCUCCGAUCUGUCACCGCAUUUUACUUAAUUCUCCAAACACUCCCUUAAUUCCCUAUAAUGGCUUUUGUUCCUUCACUAUCUCAUAAACAAAAAAAUUAAUUUUUCUUCAACUCCAAAUCUCCAAUUCAACAACUGCAAUGUUGCAUACGAAAUCGGAGUCAGAUGUAACAAGCUUAGCAGCGUCGUCACCUUCCGGCCAUGUUUACUAUGUACAGAGCCCUUCCCGGGACUCUCAUGACGACGGAGACGGCGAGAAGUCGACGUCGAUGCAGCCAACUCCCACCUUCACCAGCCCCGUGGAGUCCCCCUCCCACCCUUCCCUCGGCCGCCAUUCCCGGACUUCCUCCGGGACCCGCUUCUCCGGGAUAUUCAGGUCGUCGUCCGGGAGGAAAGGGAGAGGGAAGAGGAUGAUGAGUAACGACAAGGGGUGGCCGGAAUGCAAUGUGAUUAUGGAAGAAGGGAAGUACGAUGAGUUGGAGGAUAGUUGGCUGCUUUCUCGGAGGUUUCAUGCGUUGUUGGCUCUCUGUGGAUUUCUUCUUCUGUUCACCGUUUUUUGCCUCAUCAUUUGGGGUGCCGCCCGGCCUUACAAAGCUCAGGUUACUCUCAAGAGCUUAUCAGUGAGUAACAUAUAUAUUGGUGAGGGCUCUGACUUCACGGGUGUACCCACAAGGUUGUUGUCGGUGAAUGGGUCACUGAGGAUAAGCGUGUACAACCCUGCAACAUUCUACGGCAUCCAUGUCAGCUCUACGCCCAUCAAUCUCGUCUUCUCCGACAUCACUGUUGCCACUGGCCAGUUGAAGAAGUAUUAUCAGUCAAGGAAGAGUCGGCGAACGGUGUUGGUGAACAUACAAGGAACUAAAGUCCCCUUGUACGGGGCAGGAUCAAGUUUGCCAGCGACAAAAAACAAGGACGGCACAGGAGGUGUUCAAGUUCCGUUGGCGCUGGAUUUUGAAGUGAAGUCUCAGGGAGACGUGGUGGGAAAAUUAGUGAGGACGGAUUACCGGAGGAAGAUCUGGUGUGAGUUGAUCAUUGACUCCGCCGGCAAUAAGCCAAUCAAGUUCAAGAAAGAUUCAUGUGCUUACAGCUAGUUGUUCUCCAUUAAUUGAUGAUGCUUUUUUUUUUUUUUUUCCACUGGAAAUGAUAUGAUGUUUUAAUUUGUGGGACAUUUUGAUAUUCAGAUUUUCAUAGAAGUUGUUUGUUAUAGAGGAUGUUUAAUUUUUGAGGUAUCAUUUCUUUUA